Molecule: messenger RNA, 649 nt
Organism: Malurus melanocephalus (red-backed fairy wren)
Lineage: Eukaryota; Metazoa; Chordata; Aves; Passeriformes; Maluridae
Gene: CD164L2
Product: CD164 molecule like 2
Exons: 4
Coding region: 134-649 (171 amino acids)
Cellular component (GO): cytoplasmic vesicle
Source: RefSeq, a predicted model, not a curated record
CCUCCCCCUCCGCCGCCGCCGGGGCCGCCUCCCGCGGGUGCGCAUCUGCUCCGCCUCGCUCUCCCGGGAGAUCCGCGGACACACCUCCCGCUGGGACCGUGCCGAGCCGGGCUGAGCCGAGCCGGGCCGGGCCAUGGCCCCGCCGGGUCCCGGGGCGCUGCGCUGCGCGCUCCUGUGCGCGCUCCUGUGCGCGCACGGACCCGCUCCCACCCGCGCAGGAGMGUGCGGCAAGCUGAGAUCCUGUGAGAUGUGCACGGCCAGAGCCCACUCCCACAACGGCACCGAGUGCGUCUGGGUGGGCUGCGGGACCCCCAAGGAGCGAGAGGCAGGGAGCUGCGUGCAGAGAGGGGCAGCGGUGCGGGAGACCUGUGCGCUCUACAACAGCAGCACCCUGUGCCCAGGUAACCCCAAACACCCCAAUAACAGCACCCUGUGCCCAGGUAACCCCAAACACCCCAACAACAGCACCCUGUGCCCAGGGACCACCACCACCAUGGCCCCGCUGACGGGCAGCCCCGAGUUCCGCCCUCCUGGCUUUGACACGGCCAGUUUCAUCGGGGGCAUCGUGCUGGUGCUCUGCGUCCAGGCCGUCGCCUUCUUCAUCAUCAAAUUCAUCAAGUCCAAGGACAGCACCUACCAAACGCUGUAA